This is a messenger RNA of Dioscorea cayenensis subsp. rotundata (Guinea yam), 4082 nucleotides long. RefSeq names its product pentatricopeptide repeat-containing protein At3g22670, mitochondrial. The coding region runs from base 169 to 1818 and encodes 549 amino acids. The transcript is spliced from 2 exons. The record is from RefSeq and is a predicted model, not a curated record. Gene Ontology annotation, molecular function: protein binding. Lineage: Eukaryota; Viridiplantae; Streptophyta; Magnoliopsida; Dioscoreales; Dioscoreaceae.
GUUUUACUUGUUGGCCGCUCACUGUGUUGCAGUUCGCUCUCCGCUGGGCUGGGCCGUUUGCCACAAGCCUGGGAAGCAGCCAGCCAUGCUCCACCGUGCCAUGCUUCCCCAUGCCUCGCUGUUGUUUAUCUCAUCUCAUUGAGAGUCUUGAAUGAGUGGAGACAAAGGAUGGCCCCAUUUUGUGGAGCUCUUUUAGCAGCUUCGUUUUAUGGAAUCAAAGAUCUAAAAAGUCGGAUGAUUUUGCUCAAGUUUAGAGGCUUAUGCUGUUUAGUUGAGCCACAUGAAUUGCCUGCUUGGUUUAAGAUCCCGGCAAGCAGGCCUAUGACUCUUAUUUCUGAUUCUGAUGAUGAUUUUGUGAUUCCGGCUGAGUCGCAGAGUUUGGUGACUUCGGUGAAUACCCGAAAAGCCAAUGGCUUCAUGACUGAUGUGAGGAAGGAUCCGCCAUGCGAGAUUGUUGUUGAUGAUGAUGUUGAUGAAAUUAGCAAUGUUUUGAAGAAGAGGUUUUCAUCUCCUGAAACGGUUUGUUUAGCUCUUGAUGCUUGCUCUGUCAAGGUCUCCAAGAGUUUGAUCGACAAGAUAUUGAGGAGGUUUAAUAAUAAUUGGAUUUCAGCUUUUGGGUUCUUUAAGUGGGUUGAUAAUCAGCCUGAAUUUAACAACAAACAGUUUCCCAAAUCAUAUGAUAUGAUGGUUGACAUCUUGGGGAAGUGUAAAAAAUUUGAUUUGAUGUUGCAAUUAGUUGAGGAAAUGAAUCACAUUGGGGGAUUGGUCUCGUUAUCAACAAUGGCUAAAGUUAUUAGAAGGUUUUCAGGGGCUAGAAGAUGGCAUGAUGCUAUAAAGACGUUCUAUGAUUUGGAGUUGUUUGGGGUAAAGAAGGAUUGUUCAGCUUUUAAUGUACUUUUGGAUAGUUUGUGCAAGGAGAGAAAUGUUAAGUGUGCAAGGGAUGUGUUCUUGUUGAUGAGGAGUCAUAUACCUCCUAAUGCUAGUAGUUUCAAUAUUUUGCUACAUGGGUGGUGCAAAGCUCGGAAACUAGACGAAGCAAAACAGGUCAUCAAGGAAAUGAGAGAUUUUGGUUUCACUCCUUGUGUGAUUUCAUAUACAAAUCUGAUUGAAGCUUAUUGCAUCCAGAAGGAUUUCGAGAAUGCCAAUGCUAUUCUUGCUGAGAUGCGAUCCCAGGGAUGCCUUCCAACUGUUGUUACAUACACAAUCAUAAUGCAUUCUUUAGGAAAGGCAAAUAAGAUUCAAGAAGCUUUGCAGGUUCCUGUCAAGAUGAGUAGAGAUGGUUGUACUCCAGACACUUCAUUUUAUAAUUCUCUGAUUUACAUACUAUGCAAAGCAGGGAGACUGGCAGAUGCAAAUCGUCUGUUUGAGGAGAUGCACAGGGAUGGGGUUCCUCCAAAUGCUAUUACAUACAGUACCUUGAUUUCCGCCUUUUGUGAUUAUUCUCAAGAGGAAGAUGCAUUCAAACUAAUUACUAAAAUGGGAGAAAGCCCUUGCAAGCCUGAUGUCAAGACUUACCACCCGUUACUGAAACUAUGCUGUAAAAGGAAAUGGACAAAAUUGUUAAUGUACUUGUUAGUAGAUAUGUUCGAAAAGGAUAUUAGCUUGGAUCCAGGCACCUACACUAUGCUAGUGCAGGGUCUGUGUCAGAAUGGCAAACUACAACAGUCAUGCUUGUUUUUUGAGGAAAUGGUGCUGAAGGGGAUUGCUGCCAGGCCCCGUACUUUAAACCUUUUGUUGGAGGGUCUUGAAAAAAAGGGCAUUUAUGGGGCAAAAGAAAAAAUUCAUCAAUUGAUGUUGCAAACACGAAGCAGAAGAUGACAGAACAAUAAUUUAAUUGUUAACACUUAAGUGAAGAUUAAUCAAAUUAUUGAAGUUAUCUUCAGCAAUCGUAAGUUUUCCUUAUUCCGUUGUCCAAUAUUCCAUCCACAGUUAAGUCAGCAUGUAAGCUUUUCUUUCUUGGCUUUUAGUUUGAAAUUUUGUGAUUAUGAGUUUUAACUUUUGUUUCUAUAAACUUAUUAAGAUUAUUAUGCAGAUUGCUUAUCAGUCAUAACUUUUUAUUGUAUGGUUUUUCUAUAACUUGAUAAUUGUUUACAUGUUUGAAAUUCUUUUCUCUCUUUGCAAUGAUGCUGAGCUUUAUCAAGGACAUUCUGUAGUUGAUAGCAUUUCUUGAACUAGCCAGCAACUUUCAAGGUCUACAAAUUUAAGCAGUUAAAUAUGUGAUGAACACCGUAAGACAAACGAAUUCUAGAAAAUAUCAUGAGUAAGUCCAUGUCACCGUCUACCUGGUGUUGUGAGAUUUGUAAACAACAUAAUAUGAUUAUUGUGGGAUUAAAUUAUAUUGUGUUGUUUAUUAAGGAAAGAGCAACAUUAGUAUUGCAAGAUGUACUAUCUCUUAAUUCUAUGAGGGGCUCGCCUUAGAAUAUUUAUGCUUUCUGUUUGUGCUUUGUAUGCUUAUUGCGUUGGAAAGCCUCUCUGGAUUUUGUUUUUAAAUAAGAAAAUGUUGUCACCCCAAUUUUCUAACAUGUUGUGCAAAGCAAAUUAAUUAAAAGAUUUCAGGUCAUUUUUUCAGAAAUAUUUGGAUUAAUUGGGCCUGUUUGUUUAGAGGGAAGGUAUAAGAUUUUGGACUUUGGAUUUUCUCUGGCAUCAUUUACAGAGAUUUAUUUGAUUGCUUAUUAUUCUAUAUUAGAUUAAAUUGGAUUCUUGUUUGUGUCAUAUGCUGGGAAGUUACUGCCAUAUUCUGUUUUGAAUUGAGUUUUCUUUGAUCCUUUGUUCAUGUGUUUUGGAAAUUUAGUCCUCCAUACUAGUAAAUUCGAAUUUUAUGAUCUCAUCUUCAGAGACAUUUGCAAUGUCGAUUUUCUCUCUCUCCUUUUUUUUUUGUGUUUUGGAGUUUAUGUUUGAGAAUUUGAACUUUGUGAUUGUAAACUGAUCACGACUCUCUAUUUGAAUUAGAUGGUUUAUUGUUGAUUAAUUUUUCCAUUUAUUAUUGCAGGAGACACCUUUUCAUGUAGAAAUGUUGUAUAAUGAUAGUGGAAUCAGAAAGUUUUCUGCUUGAGUGGAAGCGCUGAAAGAUUGAGUUGGCAAUGAAGAAUAUUUCGAUAUUGUAAUUUUAGAAUAUAAUUAUUGGAUGCCUGCUUUGAGUUUUAUAUUUAAUUGUAGUAGUGCUACGUGCCUUUAGAUGUAUUAAUUUUUAUUUUAUGGGACCAGGUGUCCAUUUUAGUUAUUAAACAACGUCCUAAAUUGUUUCCAAAAUCGAAAACUCUCACCAUUCAACUGCAAAAGAUGGUCGGUUGGUCAUCAACAAAGGUACUUUUGAUCUUUUUUAUGCCUUUCUGGAUUCUUGACUUGCACACUACCAAACAGUUCAUGCCAUUUUUGAGCAAUUCUCUGUCAUAAUCAUAGCUUUCACUCUUGUAUUGUGGGCAGCAAUCUAUAUAUUUGAUGUGCUUGUGCUUAUGUAAAGAGUAGAUUCUGCUUUUAUACGUGUUCUCUCUCGGACGGUUUGCUAACGAAAUCACCUAAUACAGGCACUUGAAUAUGUGGCUUCAAGUAAAAAGCCGGUGGAAAAGCAACAUUCAUUACGACCAACAUUACAGCCUUCAGCCUCCCGUAAGCCCUAUAUUGCUGCAUGCAGUUGGGAUCUUAUACUAUACUUGUCGGGAACCAUCUCUUUUUCUGAAUAACAGGACGCGUAAGUUCUUCUGAAGAGUUAUUUGCUGCUGCAGCCCGCGGAUUACAGCUACUCAACAAUGAAGAAUUUCGGUUGUUGAUGACAAGUAUUAUUGUGUAUGUGGAAUUUUAUGCAGUUGGCAUUGCUUGAUGCUUACAGCUACUCAACAAUGAAGAAUUUCGGUUGUUGUAUCUCAUUGUUCUUAUGAUGAAGAUGUCAACAGCCCAAAAAUUAUGACUGUCAGUAUUCUGCAUCACAUAAAGUUCAAAUAUGGCUAUGGCAUGCAAAGAGUUCUUCAAGUUGCAAAUUGGAAUCUAAUAUUUAUAGUUUAUUGAAUCUUGACAGCUUGUAACUACAAACCUGUGGACAGCUGCUUGUCAGUCUUAUUUAUGUAUAUAUAUAUUUUUUUUGUUUA